GUGUUACACAAGUCAUCGACCAAUGGAUCUUGGCAAUGACAGUAUUUUAGGAAAGAAAUAUCUCGUAUAUUUCGUCAAAUCACCAUUUUCAAAAGCCGAUGAUGAGGCAUGGAUAUGUGCAGGUGCUAUUGUAUCGCCUACACAAAUUUUGACGGCAGCUGCUUGUCUUGUACAAGUAGACAAAAUAUAUGCAAUUGCUGGUUAUAAGAAAUAUGUGCACGGAAAUGAUAUAGAAAAUGACGAAUGCACUAAAAGAUGGAAGAAAAAGAUUGUUAAGGUUUCCGUUCCAAAAGAGUACAGGAUGGCCGAUGACAUAAAGCCUGAUUGGACGAACAUAGACCUAGGCGUGGCCACAGUAGAUGAACCGUACAAUUUUACUGACCUAUCAUAUCAAACCUUUUGCUCAUAUGAACCUCAAAGUAUAUUAAUCAAUUAUGAUAAGAAAAAUGAAUUAGAAAAUACUAGAGCAACAGCAUUAGGAUGGGGAGGAAUCAAUGUAAGACAGCCCGAGGAGUUAGCGACACUGCAAAAUAAACCUCAAGUACUUAAGGAAGCGUCGACAACUAUAAUAGACAAGGAAUUAUGUUUAAACUUAUUGAAAGGCAAUAUAUUGAAGGAUAUACUAAGUAAAUACAUGCUGUGUGCUUCUGGGAAUGGAUUGGUCGUCGAAGAUGGGGAUGAGACAUUUGACGGAUGUUCAUACAACUCAACAGAAAGCGCUUGUGUAGAUGCACACAUUGAAAAGUUGCGCAAAAGACGGCAUAAAAAAAUUAAUGAAACCGAUACUGUCAAUAGAGAACCACAACUGAAUGAACAAAAAGGCAGUAAAAUGGAGGCAAUAAGAUCUCCCUUAAUGAAGACUUGUCAGAAUGAUCAUGGCGGUCCCCUCACCUCGUGGGUUGGCACACAGGAGGUAGUUUUGGGAGUGGCACUGAAUGGUAUCCCUAAUCCAAACUUCGAUUGCAUCGGUCCUAGAAUCUACGUCAGUACAGCGGAAACCGCCGAUAUAAUCAAAUGCCUUUUGGAAACGAAUGAAACAAAACGAAACAUCUGUAACAACGAUAACAAAGAACAUCAAGUCCAUGAUAUAGAAAUACUUUGGCCUAACGAUACGCCAAAAGACCCGGAUGCAGAAAGUAACCAGAAAAUGUCACCUUUCUUGAGACAAGGUAAUGAAGAACAAUCUCUGCAUGUGCGACCAACCAGAGAUUUAGGAAACAUGGACGAGCACGGCAACCCUCUACGAUCAUUGAAUAUGGAAAUUCCUGCUGAACAAUUUUACAAUGCACCGGCUUCACAGUCAAGUACACUUAAUCCAUACUACCAAUUACAAAAUCAACAACCAGAUUACGUGCCUCAACCUAAUGCGCAACAAUACAGAGAACAAUCUCAAGGUCAAGUGCAACAACCAGUUGACCUAAAUCAACAACAAUUUAAUUCUUUAAGCCAAUCUCAGAUUUCAGCUUAUAACCAAGAAUCAGCUUAUAUUCAACCUCAAGGUGAAUCUUUCAACCAUCAACAAACAGAAAUGCAAAACCAGCAACCAGACACUUUUCCUCAGCAACAACCACCGCCUAAUGACCAACAGCCACUUGAAUCGCAAGGCCAGCAGGCUGUGGAUAAUUUUAAACAACAACAACUUCCAUCCUAUAAUAAUAAUCAGCAACAAAUAGAAACAUUUAGUGAUCCACAAAUGAGUAAUUAUAAUCAACUACAAACAGGGUCACAAAAUCGAUCUCCUACUGACACAUUUAAUCCGCAAAUGGCAGCUUUUCAAGAUCAACAACAAAAAGAAACUUUUGAACAACCUCCUCAAGAAGUAUUUAACCAGCCUCAAACAAUACCACUUAGUUCACCUAAUCAAUUUCAACUUGACACAUUUAAUCAACCAAUGGGGUCACCUGUUCAAUUGCAAAUGGAAUCACCUGACCAACAACAGUUAAGAUCGCCUAAUCAACAGCAAAUAGGGCAGUCUAACCAACAGCAAAUAGCACAACCUAAUCAACAGCAAAUGGGGCACCCUUAUCAACAGCAAAUGGGGCAGCCUAAUCAACAGCAAAUGGAGCAACCUAAUCAGCAGCAAGUGGAACCAUUUAACCAACAGCAAUUGGGGCAGCUUGAACAACAGCAGAUGAGUCAGCCUAACCAACAGCAAAUAGGCUCAUCUAGCCUACAAAUGGAACAAUUUGCACAACCUCAAAUUCCAUUUAAUCUGCCAUCGAAUGAAGCCAAUAAAUUACUAGCAGAUCCAUCUAAUCAAUCGCAGAUGAAUUUAUAUAAACAAGAGCAAAUGGUAUCAGAAAACAAUCAACCACAAAUAUCAUUUAAUAAUCAACAAUUAAACCAGCCAUACAAACAAAUAGACACCGCAACGUACGCUAGAGGGCAGGAAAAUUCGUUUAACCAGCAGCAAAGUGAUUUUGGGUCUCAACCACAGAGUAAAGGUCAAUUAGCAGAAUCAUUUCAAGUUCAACAGGCAGACCAAUUUGGCCAACAACUAGUAGACCCUUGGAAACAAAGUUCAGUAAACCAAAAUGUUCAACAACAUACAGAACAAUUCAUACCCUCCAAAAAGGAAUCCUUCUCUUAUAACCAACAAAGCUCGGAUGCUUUCAAAUUGCCACAAACCGAUCCCUUGCAGGCGGGACAAAAUACAUUCAACAUACCACAAAAUGACCCUUUCAAUCACCAACUUGAACAGUCGUACAAUCAACCUCAAGACCAGUUUAGAGAACAAGAUUCUUACGCACAAUCACCGUACAGUACUCUUCAAACAGAAGCAUUUAAAUCACCACCGGCUGAAUCGGAAUCAGACAUUUUUGAUCCACUAGCAUUAUUGAAUGAAAAUGAUGACGAACCAUUGAAAAUGACAUCGCAGGAUUCAUUUACACUUCAGCCCAUAGAAUCAAACAAACAACCAAAUUCGGGGACCUCCAAUAAUAAUCAACAGCCUUUCAAGCCAGCACCAGUUGAACCUUACGAGCAACGUCAUAAUAUACUACGUGAUAAAGGACAAUCAAAUUCACCUCAGUCUGUGCAAUCCUUGCAACCAUUAGUGCAAUCAAACAUAGGAGAUUCAUCGCCAACCGUUGAUACAAGUCACAUACUACGGGAACGGCCGUCUCCAUCAAAUGAACAGGAGCUUACCCGCGGUGAAAUCCAAACUUUUGAGCAAAUGUAUAAACAGUUCCAUGGGUCCGACAGUGAGCCACAACAAGGAGUAACUGAACAAACAUUUGAAGAGCUCUAUAGAAAUCUGCAUGAUGACACUGCCGACUUGCCCCAGGAAUUGCAGCCAGAGUCGCGGUUUGAUCAACCAUACGAGCGACAGUUUGAACAAAGUAAUGGAAGUCCUAAAAUACAGAGCAUGCCUCGGGCUGUAGAUGAAAAGUAA
Messenger RNA from Spodoptera exigua (beet armyworm), 3394 nucleotides. Lineage: Eukaryota; Metazoa; Arthropoda; Insecta; Lepidoptera; Noctuidae. The record is from the annotation of a GenBank genome assembly.